This is a messenger RNA of Eutrema salsugineum, 4047 nucleotides long. RefSeq lists its product as uncharacterized. Gene Ontology annotation, biological process: telomere maintenance; DNA repair. The record is from RefSeq and is a predicted model, not a curated record. NCBI's taxonomy places the organism in Eukaryota, Viridiplantae, Streptophyta, Magnoliopsida, Brassicales, Brassicaceae. Bases 1 to 4047 code for a protein of 1348 amino acids. Gene Ontology annotation, molecular function: DNA helicase activity. The transcript has 7 exons.
AUGGAUAAUGAUGAAGACUCUAUGUCGGAAAGUGAGGAUGUGGAAAAAUCGAGGCCUGGUAAUAAAAAGAAAGGAAGACUCAAAAAACGUGCUAAAAUCUCUGAUUUUUGUGAUGAGGAUGCAACAGAGACCGUUGUUACUAGAACAGAUUUAUUGGAAUCAGUUAGUCCUGGUCUGAAAGAUGGAGGGGAGUUGCUACCACCUCCUGGAAAAGAACCAGCCUUUUUACAGCUAUAUAUAUAUGAUACCGCAAAUGAAACAUCUAACCGAAUAGCUGCUUGUGGGAAAACGGGACCGGAUGAUAAAUUGCGAGGGAAGGUUGUUGAGAAAAUAAAAAAUAUGCUAGAUAAACAUAACAAACAUGUGGAUGCAUUACGAAACGUUCGAGAAAGGUUUGAUCCUAAUGAUGAUACAAGCCGGUUAAGGAUAAUUUUAAAGUGUGACAGGAAAAGCGAUGGAAGGACUGAGAAUCUACCAGCUACUAAUGAAGUUGCUGCAUUGAUACCUAAUGAUUUCAAUGGUCAGGUAGAUGCACGUGAUAUCAUCAUCGAGUGUAAAAAGACUGGGAAUCUCAAAAGGAUCAGUGAACUACAUCCUGUGUAUCUGCCUUUGCAAUAUCCAUUAUUGUUUCCCUAUGGUGAGGACGGGUUCAGACUUGGUAUCGAUAUUGGUUUUGUAGAUACCCAAGGGAGGAAAAGGUUGCAUAUUACUAUGAAAGAGUUUUUUGCUUACCGCAUACAAGAGAGGGUUGGUGAGUCACCAAUCAUCCCUUUAUCUGGAAGAUUGUUCCAGCAGUUUUUAGUGGAUGCGUACACGAUGAUUGAGACUAAUAGACUACGUUUCAUAUCAAUGAAUCAGUCUAAACUUCGUUUCAAAAAUUAUGACAAAAUAAAAAAAACUGUUGAUGAAGGUGACACUGAUCUUUUUGACAAGGGUAAACGUAUUAUUAUACCUUCUUCUUAUGCUGGUGGUACAAGGUAUAUGGUGCAACAUUAUCUAGAUGCGAUGACUACUUGCCAGCAUUUUGGUUUUCCGGAUCUUUUCAUAACCUUUACGUGUAAUCCCAAAUGGCCUGAGAUUACCAGGCACCUAAAAAGACAUAACUUGAAGCAAGAGGAUAGACCAGAUAUAUGUACGCGAGUGUUCAAGAUGAAACUAGAUGAUCUCAUGCACAGGCUCACCAAGGAAAAUGUGUUAGGUGUCGUAAAAGCCGAAGCUGGUCACAAGCUACCAGCUGGUGAUGACAUUGAUAAGAUAAUAUGUGCUGAGAUUCCUGACAAGGAUAUUGAUCCAGCGUUGUAUGAGAUAGUAGGAGAUUUCAUGAUGCAUGGACCAUGUGGUGCUUUGAAUAAGGAUAGUGUUUGCAUGGCUGAAGGAAAAUGUACAAAGUAUUUUCCAAAACCUUACAGUUCGAUCACUAAAAUAGAUGAUGUUGGAUAUCCUAUAUACAGGCGACGUAAUGACAAGAAAGUUAUCGUUAAAAAGGGUAUUGAAUGUGAUCAUGGAUUUGUGGUUCCUUAUAAUAGGAGUCUCACACUGCUUUAUAGGGCUCAUAUCAACGUCGAAUGGUGUGUACAAUCUCGAUCAGUAAAGUAUCUAUUCAAAUAUAUUCAUAAAGGUGCUGACUACAUUCGUGCAACUGUCAAGAAUGAUGAUAAGGAAAACGAGAUUAAGAAACACUUCAAUUGUAGGUAUGUAGCACCUUCGGAGUCUACGUGGAGAAUUUUCCGUAAUCAUACUCACCAUCGCACCGUUUCUGUAAUUAAACUACCCUUUCAUUUACCGAAUCAGCAAAUGGUCAUAUACAACGAGGAUGAUCCAGGUGACGAGGUUAUUAAUCGUGUCUUAGUUGGUACGUCAAAAUUCAUUGCUUGGAUGGAGUGCAACGAUAUGUAUGAAUUGGCGAGGACGUUAACUUAUGCGCAAUUUCCUACGAGAUUUGUGUGGAAUAACACAAAGAGAAUAUGGACGCCACGAUCAAGGAGAGUUGCUCUUGGUAGAAUCACGUACGUACCCAUUGGGGCAGGUGAAGCGUAUUAUUUAAGGCUUCUGCUUAAUUUAGUCAAAGGACCACGUAGUUUUGAUGAUAUAAAAACGGUCAACAAAGUUCUACAUUCUUCGUUCAAAGACGCUUGCUAUGCGUAUGGAUUAUUGAAUGAUGACAAAGAAUAUAUUGAGGCCAUCAAUGAGGGCGGCUUGUGGCUUUCUGCCAGUUAUCUCCGUCGUCUUUUUGUGAUCCUGCUCACUACUCAAAGUAUAUCCAUUCCUUCUAGAGUUUGGGAUGCUACAUGGCAGGUAUUAUCAGAUGACAUCAUAUAUAAUUACAGAAAAGCUGCCAGGGAUCAAACUGUUAGUCUAUCUCAGGAGCAAGUUAAAGACUUUACUCUGGUCGAAAUAGAACUUCUUUUACGUGUAAGUGGGAGAUCCUUAAAAGAAUUCACACCUAUGUGGUUUCCUGAAGAUAUUACUCUGGAGUCACGUGAUAAUCCUCUUAUUCGGGAUGAGAGGAAUUACAAUCGUGAAACUCUUAGAGUAAGAAACGAGCAGAUGUUAGCCACUGUAACCAGUGAACAGAGAAGUGUUUAUGAUGAGAUACUAGAAGCAGUUAAUAAGAACAGAGGAGGUAUGUUCUUUGUUUAUGGUUCUGGAGGUACUGGUAAAACUUAUUUGUGGAGUCUAUUAGGAUCUGCUCUACGUUCCCAAGGUGAUGUUGUUCUCAAGGUUGCAUCGAGCGGGAUUGCUGCGUUGUUAUUAGAAGGAGGCCGAACUGCGCAUUCAAGAUUUGCAAUCCCUAUUGUGGUUAAUAAGUUUACCUUCUGUUCAAUCAAGAAGGAGUUGAAUCUUGCCGACCUGAUAAGGAUUGCUAAACUCAUUAUAUGGGACGAGGCGUUGAUGAUGAGUAAAGACUGUUUCGAGACUCUAGAUAGAACGAUGCGUGAUAUAUUAGAAGUUGAUAAGCCCUUUGGUGAUAAGGUCAUUGUUUUAGGAGGGGAUUUUAGGCAAAUAUUGCCAGUGAUUCCAAAUGCCGGGAAGACAGAGAUACUUAUGGCCACUUUGAAUUCGUCACCUCUGUGGUACAAAUGUAGAGUGUUGAGACUUACACAGAACAUGCGACUUAUAGCUGGAGAUAAUAGUCGUGCGAUGCUUGAACGAGCUGCCUUUACAAAGUGGAUCUUAGACAUUGGUGAUGGUACGAUAAAUGACGAUGGUAGUGGUGAAGCCGUGAUUGAUAUUCCUGAUGAUCUGUUGAUUAAAGACUGUAAAGAUCCUAUAAAAACGAUCGUCAAAGAAAAAUAUGGGAGUUCGUUUUCGAAAGAGACUGAUCCUAAAUUUUUCCAAGACCGUGUCAUACUGAGUCCAAUAACCGAUGAUGUAGAUACGAUAAAUGAUUAUAUGCUUUCAAAGUUAUCGGGUGUUGAAAGGACCUAUCUUAGCUGUGAUAGCAUUGAUACGACUGAAGAAGUUGUUAAUUACAAUGAUGCAUCUGAAGUACCCUCAGAGAGUGUAGCCAGUAAGAAUAAAGGUGAUUCCAACAAUAUGAUUUAUACCGAAGAGUUUUUAACUAGUAUCAAGAUGUCUGGUUUCCCUAAUCAUGUCCUGAAGUUGAGAGAGGGUACUCCUGUAAUGCUUUUAAGAAAUAUCGACCCUAAGAAUGGGUUGUGUAAUGGCACAAGACUCAUCAUUAUUAAGAUGGCUAAUUAUGUUCUCCAGGCUCAGAUAAUAACAGGUAGCAAGGUUGGUGAAAAGGUACUGAUUCCUAGGAUAUUCCUCUCUCCUUCGGAGAUGAAACUUCCUUUCAGGAUGAGACGCAAGCAGUUUCUUAUCACAUUAGCUUUUGCAAUGACUAUAAACAAAAUCCAAGGACAGACACUCGAAAAGGUUGGUUUGUAUCUUCCAAGACCGGUUUUUACUCAUGGGCAACUCUAUGUCGCUGUAUCGAGGGUUACAUCAAGAGAAGGUUUGAAGAUAUUGAUCACCGAUAAAGACAACAAACCACAAAACAAAACAUUGAAUGUCGUCUACAAGGAGGUUUUUGACAAGAUAUGA